GGGCCUCGACUCACUGUCUAAUGGAGCUUUCUUACCAGACUCUCAAACUCACGCACCAGGCGCGGGAGGCGUACGAGAUGAGAACAGAAGCACGGCGAAAAAACCUCCUCAUUUUGAUUUUGCAUUACUUAACACAAGAAGGCUACAUAGAUGCAGCUAAUGCUUUGGAGGAGGAGACUAAGCUGGGAUUACGGCGCUUUGAAGUUUGUGACAACGUUGACCUGGAAACUAUUUUGAUGGAAUAUGAGAGCUAUUAUUUUGUAAAAUUCCAGAAGUACCCCAAAAUGGUUAAGAAGGCACCAGAUGCAGUAGAAAAUCAUUUACCAUCAAGAAACGGAGGGAAGAACAGAAGGACGAUGAAUGACAGUUAUCAAAAUCUCCCCAAGAUCAAUCAGAGGUCACGACCCAAAACUUCAGCAGGGAAGACAGGGGACACCAGAUCUGUCAAGGAACACCCUAAACAGGAGAGUAUCAAUAACAUUAAACCAGAGACCGCUGACUUUGGCUUAAACAUAUCAAAAAUCCACAAAGACAGCCCAGAGGAAAAGGCCCACCCACGAAGGGGCCAAAUCAUUGACUUCCGGGAGCUGCUCUCAGAUGCCAUCAAAGGAGCCACCAGCAACUUUGCCUUGAACACCUUUGAAUGUAACCCAGACCCAACAGAACGAUUGCUGAAACCUCUGAGUGCAUUUAUUGGCAUGAACAGUGAGAUGCGAGAAUUGGCAGCGGUGGUGAGCCGGGACAUUUAUCUCCAUAAUCCCAACAUAAAGUGGAAUGACAUUAUUGGACUGGACGCCGCCAAGCAGUUAGUCAAAGAAGCAGUUGUAUACCCAAUAAGGUACCCACAGCUAUUUACCGGAAUUCUCUCCCCCUGGAAAGGACUGCUGCUCUACGGCCCUCCAGGUACAGGGAAGACUUUACUGGCCAAAGCUGUGGCCACUGAGUGCAAAACGACCUUCUUUAACAUUUCUGCAUCCACCAUCGUCAGCAAAUGGAGAGGAGACUCAGAAAAGCUUGUUCGGGUGCUGUUUGAAUUGGCCCGCUAUCAUGCCCCCUCCACCAUAUUUCUGGAUGAGCUGGAAUCUGUGAUGAGUCAGAGAGGCAAUGUUCCUGGGGGAGAACACGAAGGAAGCCUCCGAAUGAAGACGGAGUUACUGGUGCAGAUGGAUGGAUUAGCGCGCUCAGAGGAUCUCGUGUUUGUCUUAGCAGCCUCUAACCUGCCAUGGGAGCUGGACUGUGCCAUGUUACGGCGCCUAGAGAAAAGGAUUCUGGUUGAUCUCCCCAGCAAAGAGGCCAGGCAGGCCAUGAUCCACCACUGGCUGCCCCCUGUGAGCAAGAACCAUGCCUUGGAGCUGCACACUGAGCUGGAGUACAGCGUGCUGAGCCAGGAGACAGAGGGUUACUCAGGCUCCGACAUUAAGCUAGUCUGCAGGGAGGCAGCCAUGCGACCCGUGAGAAAGAUCUUCAGUGUGCUUGAAAACCACCAGUCAGAUAACAGCACUUUAUCUGGGAUCCAGCUGGAUACCGUAACCACGGAAGACUUUCUGGAUGUGUUAGCUCACACCAAGCCUUCAGCAAAAAAUCUGACAGAGAGAUACUUGGCCUGGCAAGAGAAAUUCGAGUCUGUGUAACCCUGCACCCAGCCUGAUCUGGCCAAAGGC
Molecule: messenger RNA, 1661 nt
Organism: Acomys russatus (golden spiny mouse)
Lineage: Eukaryota; Metazoa; Chordata; Mammalia; Rodentia; Muridae
Gene: Katnal2
Product: katanin catalytic subunit A1 like 2
Exons: 16
Coding region: 21-1631 (536 amino acids)
Molecular function (GO): ATP binding; ATP hydrolysis activity; protein binding
Source: RefSeq, a predicted model, not a curated record